AUGAGAUUAACAUCAAAAUCUACAUUGGAUGGUAUCAAGACGGGUUAUCUACCACGGAAGCUGACUUCAAUUGAUAAUCCAGAGCCGUUGGUAGGUGCACGGCCCCCAACUCCUCUAUCAUUAUAUCGCAACAACAAAAAACUCAAUGUAACCGAUAUUUCCACAAAGUACUGCGAAUUGCUUGAUUUCUAUGAUCUUCGAAGUGGUAAGAAAGUAGAAACUGCGGCAAUGGCUGCCGGAACAGUGGUACAUUUAGCUCUUGAAAAAGAAGCAGAGAAGCAUCUGGUUAAAGUUACACUGCCUGACACAUUAAAAUUAUCAAGAGAGGAAGAAAUGGCGAAAAAGUUUCUUGAUCUUAUUGCUCGACUAAAUGCGAUGCUGGCUGGACAUGCGGUGAGAGAAUUCUACACCUUUGGCCUUGUGGAUGACUGUCUGAUUACUGGCUAUAUUGAUGAGCUUGGACGGGGUCCAGAUAAUAGUUUAAUUAUAUCAGAUACAAAAUCACGAGUCAAAGGCACUCUUCCGCCAGUCUCACAGAGACUAUCUGCAUAUCACCAGCUAUUGGUGUACCAUAAGCUUUUGCUGUCGAUGCUGCAUGACAGUGAACUUGCCCAAUCACUUCCUCGUCUUUAUGAAGCAUUUGAAGUUGAUCCAAACAGGCCCUUUUCAAAUGAAUUUGUCAUUGCUCUUGAGAACAAGUAUUCAUCCUUGAGUCUAAUAGAAUCAAGGCUUAGAGAACUCCUGCAUAAGGUAGCAUUUAAGCUUAACGUUUCGGAUGAGAUUCAGGUAUCUUAUCGCAGGUCUACAGGUACAAAUGCUGGUGCAUUAAUUGACACAUGUCGGUAUAUUUAUGACGAACAGGCAUUUCAAGAAUUGAAAGAGUUCUCACUUCAAUUCUGGCGAGGCGAAAGAGACGCCAUUGGAGUCGACCCAGCAGAGCGCAAUAAAUGUCGUACUUGUCAAUGGUUUGACCGCUGCGAGUGGCGUGCUACUAUGGAUGCUGCCAUGCUUUAG
Sugiyamaella lignohabitans is the source of this 1014-nucleotide messenger RNA. RefSeq lists its product as uncharacterized. Gene Ontology annotation, biological process: interstrand cross-link repair. The record is from RefSeq and is a predicted model, not a curated record. The transcript has a single exon. Gene Ontology annotation, molecular function: single-stranded DNA 5'-3' DNA exonuclease activity. Gene Ontology annotation, cellular component: nucleus. The coding region runs from base 1 to 1014 and encodes 337 amino acids. Lineage: Eukaryota; Fungi; Ascomycota; Dipodascomycetes; Dipodascales; Trichomonascaceae.